This is a messenger RNA of Bursaphelenchus okinawaensis, 4180 nucleotides long. Lineage: Eukaryota; Metazoa; Nematoda; Chromadorea; Rhabditida; Aphelenchoididae. The record is from the annotation of a GenBank genome assembly.
AUGAUAAGGAUACUGAAAAAUGGCUCCAGAAGAUUUCAACAGUAAGUUACUUUAGCUUUUUUGUUGUUUUUUGUUUAGAUUUAACGGUUUACAAAAAACGGAUGGUAUUCUAGUUACCUAAAGUGUUUUAAAGUUACAUUAAAAUUCUUUCACCGAGACUUGGAUUUGUCUUUCACAAAAAUAUUGUUUUAGUGCAUUGUCAUCUUCACACACUCCGCGGAUGGAUUCAUACGGUCGGAAUCAAGAUAAAGUUUUUCACUAUAGUAUAGGAAGACAGCAUGGCUACGAUUUUACUGUUGAAGAGUUGGAGUUACUUGAUAGAUACGAGUUCAAUGGCAACAAACGGGUUCAUAAUAAUGUAAGUGAUGUCUUUGGCUCUGUCAAGCUAAUCGAAGCUGCCAUAGAAUUUGAAAAGCUUUUAAAAUUUACUCUAUAGUAUGUUGUAUCUUUGGCAAGACUAUUUUCACUAAUAUGGUAAGCUUUCAGACAUAUACAUCACUUCCAAUCGAAGUUAUCUAUAGCAAGCUAGAAGAAGGUCGGAUAAGGAAUCACUACGUGACGGCCGAGUUGUUUUAUGUUUAUAUUGUUGUUCCAUUACUUCAACAAGAUGGUAGGGCUUACUUUAAAACUUAUUUUGUUAUCUUUUUGUAAAGCAGCUUUUGGAGAUAAAUCAUUUAAGGAACUAUACCAAUAAGUUGAUGUGUAACAACGUUUUUUUUAUAAAAUUGAUUAUUCUGGACUCUAACUUGAUUAUUUUUCUUAUUAAUGUAUUCUAGAGGUCUUUGUUCGAUCCUUGAAAGCAAAUCAAGAGUUUUACAUCAAACGGUUUGUCGACUUUUGUGGCUCAGAAAUGAUGGACAUACCAGACAAAAAACGACAAAAAAUGUUGGACAAGCUAAUUGAAGGCCUAGAAUUAAAUAGUAAGCUAAUUUCUAUUUGCUAUUUCCCUCUAAACUUUAGGUAUAACCUAUGGCUUGCCUUCAAAUCCUCCGGAAACUUCAAUAUCAUCUCCAGAAGCAAUAUCAACAUCAGCAGAGCUCAGAAAUGGAAAAAUCUGCUUACAACUGGCUAAAGGCUGUGAUUUUCAAAGACUAAAGGAAGUGCUAAAGGAUAUAAUUGUCAAGUAUGAUGAUUCAGAACAUGUAAAUAUGGAUAUGAAAGUUUUCUUUGAUAUUAUCUAUGAACUGUCUGAUGUGAAUGCUGAAAAUAAACCGGAAAGGACAGAGAUUAUUGAGUUUGUAAGUAGAUUUUGGCUUGCUGUGAUUAUAGAUGGUAUAAAAAGUCAUAAGAAGGAGUGUUUGAGUAUGUUAUCGACCAGUCGAUUAUGAAAAAUUUCAAAGCUUAAAAUUUUAAAAACUUCAAAAACAAAAAUUUGCAGUUACUAGCCCACGCCCCACGUCAAGAAGGCUUCUUCAAGCUUCUCUCAGCUUCACUUCAUCGUCACAUCGCGAAUCAGAAGUUUGACGUCGCGUUGAUUCUUCUGAAGGAUUCAGCCAAGAUUCUGCACAUUCAUCGGAACCUGAACCGAGACCAAUUCAUUAAGCAGAAUGUUGGUAGACUAGCCAAAAAAUUGAUUCAUUCCACCGAAGACAUUGAUUUGGCGAAGGAAUUUGGUGACAAAAUUUAUGGAAUUUAUCAGGAAAGCUUUGGAUAUUACGAUGAGUUACUAUGGACAAUAUUGUUGAGCAACAGGUGGAAGAAUGAACCCAUGAAGAGGGUGGAGAUGUUAAAGGGGAUAGUUGAUAUUGUGGACGAAGGUAGAGAGAGGAUUCAGUUGGUCUAUCCGAUUUUGGCUGGGUAAGAAAUUUUAUGUCUUGUAAAGUUUUUGCCAUUUUACGUGUUGUAAAGAAAGUUCUUGCCAUUUAUCACCUUGUAAAGAAAGUUAUUGUCAUUUUAUGUUCUGUAAAGAAAGUUAUUGCCAUUUUGCGUUUUGUAAACAAAGUUUUUUUCAGAUGCACCGGCCACUCAAACGAAACUAAACUCAAUGUUCUAGCCGAGUUUCUGAAUCUUGGAUACACAGAAUACGAUCAUGUAGACGUAAAUAUACUAUGGAUCAACGUAAUACAUCCGUUACUAUGUAAGUAUUUUAAUAUAAUACUUCUUUGCUAUAUAGUAGAAAGCAAGAGUAGUUCUAUUACUAUGUAAACCUAAGAUAAGAUACUAUGUAAUAUGUGUAAAAAAUUUCAAUUUUAAGUAGAGAUUCAUCCAGAAAAUCGUAAAUUUUUUGACGAAAAACCAGCAAGUGCCCUGAGGGAAAAAUUGAAAAAACGGAUAGAAGAUGGAGGAAUUGGCACAGAAUUUAUCGACCAAUUGUUUCAGAAGAUUGGCCUGUGCAUCAGAAGUAAUUUUACGUUACAUGAUUCAAAUAGAUAUCAAAGGUAAGGAUAAUAUGACUGAUCUUGUCUUGAAUUAACGUUAAAACAUUCUUUUUAUACUUAAAAUUUUAUAAGUUUUGAUAUGAAUCAACCUUCUUAAAUUCAAAAUAUAGACAAGCUUUUCUUAGAUUAAAAGUAUGACAAACGGUUUCAGAGUUUUCCCUGAGCCCCGAGUCACCAAUACCUACAAAAAUAUCAAGUUUGAUCAAAAAACCUUCAGUCACUUGGUGUUUGGCGGAAAUUGUGACAAAAUUCUGAAUUUUCUGGAAAAAACUAAUGGAUUUUCAAAGGAUUUGAACAUGAACAAAGCUACAGAUCCAUUAAUUCAGGUGUUUUUGAAAAAUGGCACCAUGGAACAGGUCGACCAGCUCCUACUUUACUUGUAAGAAGUUAUGAAACAAGAUACUUUAUCGGAAAAUUGCUUAAUUAGGUUGUUAAAAAAUAGAAUGAUGAACCUAUAGUUAACAUUUGGAGUUGCUAGUUACUUUUUGCAAAGAUUUACGUUUAAAAAAUGGCAGUUUUUCUUAAUUUUUUCUCGAUUUUUAGACUUAAAAUCCCCAUUUACUCUCAAAUAAUCAAGACAUUUAGGUCCCUAAUCAACACACCAACUCAAAACAUCACCGACUAUGGCACCUGCCACUCUCCAGUCACAUCAGUUCACCUUCUCAACGUUCUGACCAAAAAAUCGACCACAACCCGCGACUUGGACCUAGUUGAAUAUGCGACAAAACUCAAAGACCUGUUCCCAACAAUUUUCGACCACAAGAAACAAUAUCGACAGACAAUAGGGGCCACUAGAAACUUGUUUCAAACCUUAUUGUCAGGCGACUUGAGUAUCAGCGAAUUUGAUAUUGCGGUGGAGUUGUUGGUCAAGUUGACAAAACUGAGUUUUGUGCUUUUGCAUGAAAAUGAGAGUAUUACCACUUUUAUUAUUAAUCGAGCUCUUUUUACGUGAGUUUUUAUUCCUAUAUUAGUUUUGUAAAAAUGGUUUUUAACGUUUUUAUCAUUUUCAAAGUUAAAAACAAAUGUUUUAAAAAAUUUUAAAAAUUCAAUGUCACCUCUUCAGAAUAGGCUGGACCCCAGCUGUAGCCACUUGGUUAACCCUCCAAAACACCCGCAACCUCAGCAACGCUCUCUUCGCCCUACUACAAUAUUGUAUAAAGACCAGGAAUGAAGACAGAUUCAAUUUUCUUCUCCACCAUGCCAGAACCAAUCUUACCGAGACCAAAAUUAAUGCUUAUUUAUCGACCGCCUAUGCCGCGCAAGGUAGACAACAAGAAGCCGCGAAUGUGAUAAAGAACGGUAAAAUAUGGACAGGGGAGGUGUUGAUGGCAUUGAGAUUGUGGAUGGCAUUACAUCCGAUGGAUACGAAUGUCAUUAGGUUUAUAGAGACAAUGUUGGUGCAUACGGACAUAUUACGAUGGGAAAGGUUACUAAAGAUGAUGGUGGAGGAGGUACAGAGGCGUUUAGGUAAGGAAACAGAAAUUGCUGCCUUUUUUUGUUUUGGAAAGAAAGUUGUUGCAAUUUCCAGCAAUGUGAAGAAAGUUAUUGCCAUUUAGAGGUAUGUAAAAAAAGUUUUUUUUCACAUUUUGUUUUGUAGGGAAAGUUCUUGCCAUUUUCAUGCACUGUAAAGAAAGUUGUUGCAAUUUCAAGCCAUGUAAAGAAAGUUAUUGCCAUUUUUCGCUCUGUAAAUAAAGUUCUUGCUAUUUUCAGCAUAUAAAAUGGACAUGACAGUGAACAGAGAAUUCCAAAGACUUGUCAAGACCUACAAUUUACCGGUGGUACCACAAGCUUCUACUAGCUGA